Messenger RNA from Meloidogyne enterolobii, 960 nucleotides. The record is from the annotation of a GenBank genome assembly. Lineage: Eukaryota; Metazoa; Nematoda; Chromadorea; Rhabditida; Meloidogynidae.
AUGCAAGAAGUUAUAGGUACAGCAAUUGCUUUUUCUUUGCUUUCUAAUGGAAGAAUUCCUCUAUUUGUUGGUGUUUUAAUCACAAUGGUUGACACCUUCACUUUUUUACUUAUUGACCGUUACGGGUUUCGAAAAUUGGAAUUUAUUUUUGCCCUUUUAAUUGCUACAAUGGCUAUAACUUUUGGAUUUGAGUUUUUUGUUGUAAAACCAGACAUUGUUGAUUUAAUUUCUGGCACUUUGCUCCCUUAUUGCCCCGAUUGUGGCAGAAAAGAAUUUUUACAAGCAAUAAGUGUUGUUGGAGCAGUUAUAAUGCCACAUAACCUUUAUUUGCAUUCCGCUCUAGUAAAAAGUCGUAAAAUUGAUAGAAGUCAACGCAGAAAUAUUUCAGAAGCAAAUCUUUACUAUUUUAUUGAAUGUGUAAUUGCUCUAACUUGCAGUUUCUUUAUAAAUCUUUUUGUUGUUUCUGUAUUUGCUCAUGGACUUUAUGGAAAAACGAAUGUUGAUAUUUUCAAAAGUUGCGAAGGUCAAAGCACAAUUCCCGACAGACAACUUUUUCCAAACAAUACAGACCCUGUAGAGGCUGAUAUUUACAAAGGAGGAAUUUUUCUGGGUUGUCAAUUUGGACUGACUGCUCUAUAUGUUUGGGGUGUUGGAAUUAUGGCUGCUGGUCAGAGUAGUACAAUGACAGGCACAUAUGCUGGUCAAUUCACCAUGGAAGGCUUUUUACAAAUCAAAUGGCCUCGUUGGAGGAGAGUUUUAUUUACCCGUUCAAUAGCAAUUGUGCCAACAUUAUCUCUUGCCUUAAAAACCCAAGGAGUGCAGAAUUUAACAGGGAUGAAUGACUUGUUAAAUUGUGUACAAAUGAUUCAACUACCUUUUGCUUUAUUACCAAUAAUUACAUUUACUGCACAUCGAAAAAUAAUGUUUGAUUUUUGUACAACAUUAACUGGACAAGUUUGA